AUGGCGUACAGUUAUGAGAAGGGUAGAAGAAACUAUUUGGUAGACGACCAGGACGACUACUCGUCAACGUCAUCGGAAGGGAUCAACUACUGGAGACGUCUGAAAGAUCAGCACUGCAAAAAAUGGACAGUGCAUUUAUUUUUCGCAAUUAUAGCUGUCAUUAUUAUUGCACUGAUAGCGGCAAUUGUCGGUGCCGUUGCGCAACAUAAGAGCGAUGGUUAA
Messenger RNA from Enterobius vermicularis (human pinworm), 222 nucleotides. Lineage: Eukaryota; Metazoa; Nematoda; Chromadorea; Rhabditida; Oxyuridae. The record is from the annotation of a GenBank genome assembly.